Messenger RNA from Metopolophium dirhodum (rose-grain aphid), 2227 nucleotides. Its product is annotated as facilitated trehalose transporter Tret1-like. The transcript has 3 exons. The record is from RefSeq and is a predicted model, not a curated record. Gene Ontology annotation, cellular component: membrane. The coding region runs from base 682 to 2082 and encodes 466 amino acids. Gene Ontology annotation, biological process: transmembrane transport. NCBI's taxonomy places the organism in Eukaryota, Metazoa, Arthropoda, Insecta, Hemiptera, Aphididae. Gene Ontology annotation, molecular function: transmembrane transporter activity.
UAUUAUAUUUCACGGCACGGCGAUCAUAGAGUAUCAUACCAUAUAGUCUAUUCAGAAUUAGAGCACACCAGAUUUACUUAGCAACACCGGUUUUGACCGUGGCCGCCUGGUGUCGUCUUAUUCUGAAUAGAGUACGUAUAUAGUAUCAUUAUUUUCACCCGAAUAGUAUAUUUUAUAUCUUUAUGUUUACAUUGUUAUAUUGUUAAAUUAAUUUUUGUAUAUGUUUUAAAAAUCGAAACUAGUUCAGUGUAAUCAUAGUCGAAAGCUGGAACUCAGCCAUACGAAUAAUAUUAUUAAGCUUCAAUUCACAUGUAUAAUAUUAUAUAUAAAUAUAAUAAUAUGUGCACCCGUGCAACAUACGUAUACCAAUGGGGAAACAAAAUAAUACUUUAACGUUUUAUUUCUCGUUCAUAGACGUUUUACUAUUUUUUUUUUUUUUUUAAUAAAACGGCUCUAUAUGAAAAUGAGUGUUCAGCCGACACGUUUUUACAAGCUUGGUAUAGGCUGCUAACUAAAUCGACAGGUUUAAGUGAAUAAUAAUUAUUAUCGUCAAAAUACCGAUCAUCGUUCUAUGUGUAUUAAAUAUUUAAACAAUUCGUAAAAAAAACCAGUUUGGAUAUGAUGACAAGAAAUAAGACAUAAAAUCAAACUUUGGUGCAGAUUAACAAAAAACAAAGCAAAAUGUCCAAGGAGGGUGUGUACAGGCAAAUCUAUGUCACUAUAGUCGCGACCAUGUCGAUAUUCAUCAGCGGCAUGUGGCUGGGGUGGCCAGGCUCGGUGGUGGAGAAGUUCGUCAAGCACGAGACGGACUUCAACGCGACCAUGAACGAGCUGUCGUGGAUCGUGGCCACGAUGGACCUGGGUAACGUGAUCAGCCCGCUUCUGGCCGGCCAACUGAUGGACUGGAUGGGCCGGAAGCCUAGCAUCGUGGUGCUAGGGCCGCUGUUCAUCGUCUCGUGGGCGCUGACCCUGUUCGUGCCCACCGCCUGGGCGCUGUACACGGCCCGUCUGCUGGCUGGCAUGGGCAAGGGUAUGUCGUACACGGUGGUGCCCGUGUACCUGGGUGAGAUAGCGUCGCCCGCCAUACGCGGAGCAUUGGGAAGCGUGUUCUGCCUUCAGUUGCACUUUGGCUUGCUGACGGAGGCGAUUAUCGGUCCGUUGGUGUCGUACCGCACGCUGAACGUCGUGUCCGCCGUCGUGCCAGUUCUGUUUUUCGUCGCUGCCGUCUGGCUACCCGAGUCACCGUACUAUCUGUUGAAGCGCGGCCGCCGGCCACAGGCAGCCGUGAGCCUGCAGUGGUUCCGGGGCGGCGGUGACGUGGGCCACGAACUUGACCUGAUGGAGGUGACCGUGCGCAAGGAGAUGGAGAACCGUUCCACGUUCCAGGAGCUGUUUGCCAGCCGGAAAGACAUGCGGGCGCUGGCCAUCGUGGUGGCCGCGUGCACCACACAGCGGGCGGGUGGCAUCAGCUGCAUAUUAGCCUACUCGGCGCUCAUACUGCCGAGCAAUGGGCCGCUGUUGAACAAACACGAGUCGGUCAUGCUGUUCGCCGUCACUAUGGCUGCAGUCAACUUAGUGGCCGUCGCGCUCGUGGACAGGGUGGGCCGGAAACCGCUGUUGCUCUUCUCCGAGGCGGGCAUGGCUAUGGUCACGCUGACAUUCGCAGUGUUCUUUUACUGUUCCCGGGGCGACGGCAGUGACUGGGCCACCCGCGAACUUGCGUGGCUCCCGUACCUCUGCCACUGGUCGUUUGCCGUCAUGUUCGGGGCCGGCGUGGGGUUCGUGCCGGUCGUGUUCCUCGGCGAGAUGUUUCCUGUCAACAUCCGGUCGCACUGCUCGGCCAUCGCUUCCAUCACGCUGGCGUUCUGCUCGUUUGUCACCAACAAGAUGUUCCUGUUCGUGUCCAAUCGCUAUGGGUUCUAUGCCAUGUUCUCGCUGUUCACUGUCGUCAAUUUUGCCGGCGCGUUCUACACGUACAAGUACGCAAUCGAGACGAAGGGCAAGACGUUACAGGAGAUCCAAGAGCAGCUGCAGGACACUGUUGGACAUCGUCGAGAGAAGACCAACCAAAACGAUGAUUAAAAUUGUAGGUACUAAAUAACAAUUGAAUCCAACAAUUGAUCUGUUGUAAACUUUUAAAACUGUUAAUAAUAAUUUUAUUUAAUUAAAAAAAAAAAUUAUAAUUUCAGUUUAUAAAAUAAAUCAGCCUUAUUUUAUUUCUUUAACA